Carcharodon carcharias (great white shark) is the source of this 4002-nucleotide messenger RNA. It is a transcript of the gene rpgra, whose product is annotated as retinitis pigmentosa GTPase regulator a. The coding region runs from base 18 to 2798 and encodes 926 amino acids. The record is from RefSeq and is a predicted model, not a curated record. The transcript has 17 exons. Lineage: Eukaryota; Metazoa; Chordata; Chondrichthyes; Lamniformes; Lamnidae.
AAGCCGGUGCUGGAGAGAUGGCGGCGGGGCCGGAGUCGGAGGGAGAGGAGGUGCCCGAUUCUGGAGCUGUUUUUACAUUUGGCAAAAGCAAAUUCUCAGACAAUGUUCCCAGCAAGUUCUGGCUGAAAAAUGACAAAGCUAUCUCUAUCAGCUGUGGGGAUGAACACUCUGCAUUCAUAACUGAAAACGGCAAGUUAUAUAUGUUUGGGAGCAACAACUGGGGUCAGCUAGGUUUGGGAACAAAGAAUACCAUCAACAAACCCACUUGUGUAAAAGCACUGAAAUCAGAGAAAGUGAAACACGUUGCUUGUGGGAGAAAUCACACAUUAGUUUGCACAGAACAAGGAAAUGUUUAUGCUACUGGUGACAACAGUGAAGGACAGUUGGGCCUGGGAGAUACUGAAGGAAAAACAACAUUUCAACUUGUAGAGUUCUUCACAAAUAAGCAAAAAAUAAAACAUCUGGCAGCUGGAUCAAACAUUUCAGCAGCUUUAACUGAGAAUGGGAACCUCUUUAUGUGGGGUGACAAUUCUGAAGGACAAAUCGGCCUUGAUAGCAAAAACAAUGCCAGUGUGCCACAUCAAGUAGAUGUCGGAAAACCAAUUUGCUGGGUUUCCUGUGGAUAUUACCAUUCUGCCUUUGUAACAGAUGAUGGACAGCUCUACGCUUUUGGAGAAUCUGAUAAUGGAAAGCUGGGAUUACUGCUUGAUCACCCAAUAAAUCAUCGGAUCCCUCAGCCUGUCAGUGGUAUUUCAGGAAAAGUCAACCAAGUUUCCUGUGGGGGAGAUCAUACCAUUGUUCUUGCAGAGGAAGAUGUGUAUGCAUUUGGCUUUGGCCAAUUUGGCCAGUUAGGACAUGGCACAUUCAUUUUUGAAUCUUCAUUGCCAAAGGUGGUAGAACAUUUGAAGAAGAAGAAUGUAAGGUUUAUUUCGUGUGGGGAGAAUCAUACUGCUGUAGUGACAGGUAAUGGCCUUUUGUAUACCUUUGGAGAUGGACGUCAUGGCAAGUUGGGACUUGGGGAAGAGAAUUUUACCAAUCAAUUCAAACCUACUCUUUGCUCUAAAUUUUUGAAGUUAGCAGUUCAAUCAGUUGCCUGUGGAGGAUGUCAUAUGCUUGUACUUGCCACACCCAGACCAAAAGAUUCAGAAAAUGUUGUGAUUGAGGAUGAUGACAUAAAUGAGAAUUAUUUGACUGAUACUUAUUCUACGACACUGGGCAAUUCAAGUACACCUAGCACGUUACGUCGAGCAUUAUCAGCACGUAUUAGGCGUCGAGAACGAGAAAUGUCUCCAGAUAAGUUUGGUCAGCUGGCACGCACAUUACCUCCAAUUGGAGCUAGUCUCCUUAAUUCCUCCCUGCCCAUCAGUAGUCAGACAAUUCCUGGGAUGAAAGUUGCUGAAGAAAACCUCGUUGCCUCAAAGCCAAUUAGUGACGUUCAAAUCUUUGAAGAAUCACCAUCUCCCAACAUAGUUCCAAGGAUCAAAGAGAUAAAAAAUUCUCAGAGAAACUCUGCUGAAGAAGAAUCUGAAGAGGAAAAUGAUAAAGGCCUUGGCGACACCACUGAUUUGUUGAACAUGACACAUACAGUGAUUGUGAAUCCUCACGACAAGACUUUGACCUUAUCACCAGUUCACAAGGAACAGAAGGAAAUUCUACAAGAUGAAGAGGUUAAAGAUGAGAAUGAAGAGGAGGAUAAAGCGGAAGUGAAUGAAAAUGUAGAUGAGGUGGAUAAUGGUGCAACAAUAGCAAAAAAAGAACAAGAAUCUAUUAAUGAGAGAGAGAUUGACAUAAGUGAACAGGUAACAUCAAUUAAUAGUGAGAAAACAGAAUCUGAAGAAGAUGAGCAAGAUCAUCAGAAGAAUGAAGAUGCAAGGAGUUUAAGAGAAAAUGAAGACUCAAAAAGCAUAGGAGAAAAUGAAGGCGUAGAAAGUUUAAGAGAAAAUGAAGAUGUAGAAAGCUUAGGCAAAAAUGAAGAUGUAGAAAGCUUAGGCAAAAAUGAAGAUGUAGAAAGCUUAGGUGAAAAUGAAGAUGUAGAAAGCUUAGGUGAAAAUGAAGAUGUAGAAAGCUUAGGUGAAAAUGAAGAUGUAGAAAGCUUAGGUGAAAAUGAAGAUGUAGAAAGCUUAGGCGAAAAUGAAAGUGUAGAAAGCUUAGGCGAAAAUGAAAGUGUAGAAAGCUUAGGCGAAAAUGAAAGUGUAGAAAGCUUAGGCGAAAACGAAAGUGUAGAAAGCUUAGGCGAAAACGAAAGUGUAGAAAGCUUAGGCGAAAACGAAGACACAAAAUGUUCAGGAGAAAACAAAGAUGCAAAAUGUUCAGGAGAAAACGAAGACUCAAACGUUUCUGGAGAAAAUGAAGACACAGAAGGUUCAGGAAAAAACGCAGGCACAAAAGUUUUAGGAAAAAACGAAGACACAAAAGGUUCAGGAGAAAAUGAAGACACAAAAGUUUUAGGAAAAAACAAAGACGCAAAAGGUUCAGGAGAAAAUGAAGACACAAGUCCAGAACAAACUAAAAAAAUCAUAAAAGAGAAAAAAUUAAAUGGCUUAUUCAAUAUAACUAAAAAUAUGACACGACUUAAAGGAAAUUUUACCAAAGAUUCUGAAGCGAAGGAAGUGCACAAGAAAAUAAAAUCAGAAGUAUCAGUCAAAGAAAACUCAACUGGAGAUGAAAUGAAAACUGCAAGUCUGAACAAUUCUUCAGAAAAUAUUGAAGACACCGCUUCAUCUAAUGUGAACAAAACAGAUUCAAUACGGAGUGGUUUUAAAAAUAAAUAUAAAUCAAUUACUUGUGUGUUGGUGUAAAGACCCAACGGGCAAGGAGCGGCAACAGAUUCCUUCUAAACAGUUCACAAGAACAAUUUGCACUUUAACUAUAUGGCAUCCCAAAACGUAGCCUUUUUCUACUUAUGUACAAUCAAUAAUUAUGUGUCUAUAUAGGCAUCAGUGUUAUUAGAAUCACUGUCUAUGGAGACCUGUAAUGAAACCUUCGAUAAUAAGCAACUUGGUUUUAUGCUUACAGGGUUUCAAUAAUAGUAACAACGUAAUGUUUCAAUAAAUGUUUUGAUCAGGAUAAUGUAAAUUGGUAUAUUUUUAUAUGAUUUGAAUGUUUCGGAACUGUGGCUUUAAUGGUGCUUUUCUAACUUUGUCACUUGCUAGAAAACUGGCCGUUUUUCAAUGUGAAUAAUUCAUAAUUUUAUGGCAGAUGUAAAUAUUUUGUCAAAUGUUUGAAAACAUUGUCCUCAAUAUAAUUUCUUAACAGUACUUUAAAACAUUUUAUAUUAAUAUUAGAUUUUACUUUUUGAAUGGAAAACUGUCAAAUCAAUUUGAGGUCAUACAUAAAAUGGGAUUCUCCACAAUUCUCAUGUUUUUCAGAAAGUAACCAAAUAAAGAAAUUUAGUGUGUGAUAUUUCAGCAGAAUGAAGUGACAAAGUGUCUUUUCACAGUGAAACAAUGUUACCAUAGAUUUCCUGAUUUAUAGCUGCUGGUUUGAAUUUACAAUAAGCUGUUAAAUAUGAUAAAUUGUAAGUGCCUUUAAGAACAUAAAUGUGGAAUAAAAUGUGAAAAAUCACAGUUUUGUUUUUUGUAAUACAGCUGCAUUUUAGCUGCUUUAGUCUUGUUUUUGCAGCAGUAGUUUCAGCUAUAACUGUAAUAUUCUUUUUAGUGAAUAGUAAUAAUUGUGUAGAUACUGUCAAAAUCUUUCACUAUAUAAAACGCUGGAAUUGUGAAACAUGUUUUAAUGAAGUGGUUCUACUUUAUUUGCCAUGAUUUUUGUACCUCUGUAUUUGACUAGUUUGUUACAGCUGCAUUUCAAACUCCUAAAUGCCUAAGCCUAUGGCCAUCCAUUUACUCCCAUAAUGCUGCAGCUCCCAGUUUGCUCAACUACUCCCUCACCUCUUUUUUGAUGACCUUGUCCCCAGCAAAACCUUCACUGUCUCCUACACUUGACCUUCCCCUGCUUUGGCUUUUAACCUCACUCCCCAAAGCAUAAACUUAGACCGUAAGACGU